GGAGCGAGCAGCGAGCGGCGCCCGCCCCGCGCUCUCCGGUGCCCCCCGCCCGCCGCCGCCAUGCUGGCCGCCGCCGCGCUCCUCCGCCGCUGCGCCGUCUCCGGCCUCCGCGCCGCCGCCCGGCCGCCCGCCCGUCCCGCAGCUAUAUUGCAUGCCCGCUGCUACUCUCAUGGGUCACAAGAAUCAGAUGAAGAAUUUGAUGCUCGCUGGGUGACAUAUUUCAACAAGCCAGAUAUUGAUGCCUGGGAGCUAAGGAAAGGCAUAAAUACACUUGUGGGUUAUGACCUGGUUCCAGAACCAAAAAUCAUCGAUGCCGCUUUGAGAGCCUGCAGACGGCUAAAUGACUUUGCCAGUGCAGUCCGCAUCUUAGAAGCUGUAAAGGACAAGGCAGGACCUCACAAGGAAAUAUACCCUUAUGUCAUCCAGGAACUUAGACCAACUUUGAGUGAACUGGGAAUCUCUACUCCAGAGGAACUGGGCCUGGACAAAGCAUAAACCUUCUUGGUGGAUUACUCAUGCAUUUUACUGAUGCUCUCUGAUUGUACACAGUCAUCUGGAGACACAAAUGUUAAAAUAUUACCUUAUUUGAAAUAACUUUUCUUCCUUUAUUGAGUCACAAUGUAUGUGAUGUGAAAUUGGACCUAAUAAAGGAAAAACUGUUUUGACUGA
Messenger RNA from Rhea pennata, 669 nucleotides. Its product is annotated as cytochrome c oxidase subunit 5A, mitochondrial. The transcript has 5 exons. The record is from RefSeq and is a predicted model, not a curated record. Gene Ontology annotation, cellular component: mitochondrial inner membrane. Gene Ontology annotation, biological process: mitochondrial electron transport, cytochrome c to oxygen. Lineage: Eukaryota; Metazoa; Chordata; Aves; Rheiformes; Rheidae. Bases 61 to 495 code for a protein of 144 amino acids.